AUGUCGCAAUUCAUAAAAUUGAUCAAACAUAAAUCCAAUCUCUUAGAAUUUGAAAGAAAUAGAAUUCAAAAUGAGUUAUUUUUAUUUCCAAAUGAGGGAAGUAUAGGUUAUUUAUCUAAACCUUAUAUUAUAGUUAGCGAUCAUAUUUUAAAUCUCAUUGGGAUUGGAACAAAAUUUGGGAAUAUUCAAAUAUGUGGUUCACCAGGUGUUGAAUACAAUGGUAUGUUAACAAGUGAGAAUGGUAUAAACCAUAUGUUUUUCAUUCCUGGAAAAGGAAGAAUUAUUGUGAUAUCUGAAGAUGAAGUCAUAAAUCUGUAUGAGUUUUAUCAAGACAAUUUCAUAGGCAAAAUAAGGCUACUGAAUUCAUUUAACAUAAAGAAUAGCAUCAUGAUAAAUAAGAAUUCUGCUACCAUUAUGAAAAAUUAUAAGAAUUCUAACAAUUUUAUCAUUUCUGCUAUUGGUAAAACAGACGAUUUGAUUACAUUAAAAGAAAUCUUUUACAUUGGAACUCCUUCAGGAGAUUUACACUCUUUUAAUAUAGAUACAUUCCAAAUUAACUCCAAAAAUUUUAUCAUGUCAAAAAGUUCAUUCCAAAAAAUUUUAAACUCUCAUAAAAAUAUAGAUAAAUCUUCUUCGAGUGUUAUAAAAAAUAUUAUUCCACUUAAUCAUCUUGAUAAUUCAAAUCAAGCUUUAUUAUUAGUUGGGCUCAAGAAGUACUUUAUUUUGGUAUGUGACUUUGCACAGCAGAAGAUUCUAUUCUAUUUUGAACAUGAGAAGGAAAUAGAAGAUAUCUCAUUACAUCAUUCUACUCUUCACCAAAAAAAAUUCCCUGAAUUUGUUUCUUCGCAUCAGGAUGGCUCCCUCCUUAUUUGGGAAUAUGAUUCCGAAUCUGCUAAUCAGCUCUUGUCACAUGUCAAUCAAAAAUUAUUUCCUGAAAAUUUAAAUGAACGCAACGAGGAGUGUGAAGAUUUGAUAACAUCCUUGCAAAUUGACCAAUCACCGAUCAAAAUUUGCUUCAACAAAAAUGGCAUCUACCCAUUUGGGACCAAGAACAACAAACCGAUAACUAAAGUAUUAUGGAAAGAUUCAGGAUUACUCAGACCCAACGAAUCGUUUUUAAUUUUUUUGGGCGGAAUGCCAAAAGAUGGUGAUCACGUUGAUAAAUACACUCUCACCAUUUUGAAGGCGGAAUCACCUGCUUCUAAAAAAGAGGCCGACGAUUAUAUUAAUAUUGUUAAUAAUGAUUGUAAGAAAAUUACCACUUCCCUUCAAAACAUUUUCGAAGUCACGAAUAAAAUAGAGGAUUUCUUAUUCUUGGAUAUUAAUAACAAAGGUGAAUAUCUCUUUAUAUUGGCAGAAGAGGAGUGGAUCGCUCUCGUAAAUAAGAUCUUGACAAACCCCGAUUUACCAGAAAAGAAAAACGAAGAGAUAAAAUAUUCAUCCAUAUCGUUGAAAAAUGAGAGCUCCGAAAUCGCUAAGAGCGAAACUCACUUUCGACCUAUACAGACUCCUUAUAUGACUUGUUUGCAUCGUUCGGCUAUAACUGCUUGCCAUAUGGUAGACGAUCCACUAUUUUGUAAUAGGAUUGCUAAAGAAUUUGCUCAUCUAGGCACAGAGCCUUUAAGCGAAUGGCCUAUAUAUGGCACCUAUGAUUUUUGUCAUUCUAUUUCUUUUUAUAGCGAUAAAGGUGGUAAAGACGGAAUUAAAAUACUAGAUCCUAUCAAAGGCCAACACGAUUAUCAAAUUUGCAUUACUGGUCAUGAAGAUGGAAGUGUGAGAUUUUGGCUUCUCUUUACUACUCUUCCGAACGUCUCUCUCCUUAUAUCGACCCUCUACACUGCUCAUUUCAUCCCAUCCUUCCCUGGUCCUUCUCACAUACCUGAACCCGAAAAGCUAUUAUUCGAAAAAUCGGAAUUGAGAAUCGAUCCUAUAGGUUUAUUCGAUCCAUUUUCUGACGACCCCAGGUUGGCCAUUCACAAGUUUGAGUUGCUGCCUAAUAGUGAAAAAACAAAAUGGUCCUUCGCUAUCGGUGGAGCAGCUGGCCAAUGUUUUGUUAUAUCCGAUCUCUUCAAAUUGCUCUCUCUGAACGCUGGAGCUCAUUUUGAUGGAGAAGAAGUAAAUGACGAUAGAGCUCAUAUUGAAUAUCAUUGGAUUAAAGCAGACUUAGUUGAUGAAAGAGCCCAAAACUUUGUUUGGAAGGGUCACACGUCACUUUAUCAUAUAAAUAUGACCGCGAAACCAUUAUUACCAUCAAUCGUCUCCGGAAUUGUCGUAUCCUGUUGUCAAAUAUGGCCACCAGCCGCUAUUACUACUUUGAGCCUUUGUCCUUCCAUGGGAUUAAUUUGUACCGGAACGGCACAUGGAUUCACUUGUUGGGAUUAUAACAACCCAACCGGGACGGCCCUUUUUUGUAGAACAACGCUGAGUCUUAGCAACGAUAUGAUAACAGGGGGUGACAGUGCUUUAUCCAUGAAGAAAUCCCUUAAAAAAUCUCUAAGACAAUCUUUCAGACGUCUUAGAAGACUGAGAAAAGAAAUCCCUAUUAUCCCAAAUGAACAAGAUAAAAUUGCCGAUAAUCCUAACUUGGCCCCUUUAACUCGCCAGUUCUCCGCCCGCAAAAGGAUCAACAAAAAUUCUUCGCUUAAUAACACUUCAAUUUCGAAAGUUGAUUCCGAAAAUUUAUCCAGAAAGGGGAGCAAAUGGCUAGAUUCUGGCGAGGAACGAUGUAUUAAAGCUCGCCCUACCCUUUUCCUCCCUAAAAAUGUUGUCGAAGAUUUAUCCAAUAUUGUCAAAACCCCAAUAAAAUCCAGCAAGAUAUUUAAUGAAACCGAGAACGAUAAGAAAUCCGGAAAUUUGGAACUUCCUAUAUUUGAUAACAAAUCAAGGGGUGUAAUACCCCCAUCUAACCUUAAAAACUCUUCUCCCAAAUUUAAUAGAGAAGUAAGUAACGAUAAUAAAGGGGAAAGUCUUUCUACCGCCAACUCGGGUCUCGUUAAAUGCGCCCACUUUUGGAAAGGAGCAGUUGCAGCCCUGGCGAGUUUACCCAACUCUUCGAGACCUAUCCAGCAAGUGACCACCUUGUGGGUCGGAACCAAUUCUGGAAGAAUUUUUGUUUAUAUGAUCGAAUCUUUAUGGGACAAUGAUUCCUCUCAAGGAAAUAAAACCCUGACUUAUAAAGCCUUGAAAGAGAUUCAAUUGAAGCACGGAGCUCCCGUGAUUCAUAUUCGAGUCAUAGAAUCGAACUCUAAUCACAAUUCCCAUCAUCACAAUGGCAGAUCAUUAUCCAACAGCAUGAACGAAGCAAUGACCGAAUAUAGGCUGUUGGUCGCCAGCGAAGAACAGAUCAAAACUUUUUACUUACCAACGCUCAAACCAUGUCACAAAUACCGUUUAACAGCAAUGGAAGGAAGUUUGAUCCGCAGAAUUUUUUCGUUUGUUGCCACUAAAACGCCGACAACUAAUAAUUCGCAAAAUUUGGACAACCAAUUAGAUCGUUUCCAAGUAAUCGCGGCUUUGACAAAUCACGGAGAAAUAGCUAUUUUUGAAUCAACCAAUCUGAAGAGGCUAUUUUUUAAAGGCUUAUUGAGGAAAGAGGACAUCAACGGAAUUUAUUCCUUAUCUGUUCUCAACGCUGGCCAAGGCUUUUACCUUGAUUCUUCAAAAGAAUUGAGACGUUUUUGUCUCUCCAGGCAUUAUCACACUCGAUGUAUCGAAAGGAAGAAGAAAUAUUUUACGGCUCAAAAUGUAGCGACAGAAGGAAAAGAUGUGAGAGAAGAGAGGGAUACGGUCGAGUUUGAUUUUGCGGUUUUUUAUGAAAGAGAGAUGGAUAUUAUAAACAAGACCAAAACGAGUAAAAGUUUAUAUUCCCAGUUUAUGAAAGGAAGGAAACGGCAAGGCGUCGAAAAAAAUGGAGUAUGCGACAAUUCUAAUAAUAUUAAUAAAAUUGUGAACUCGGAUAAAGAGCUAAAGAGGGCGGGCAGUUAUAGCAAAUUAGAAGCGACCACCGGUGAUAAUAACUUAUUGGCUCCUGUCUUAUUCGAAGCAGAAGACGAUUCUUUUUAUAGAGACGCUCGUUCUAUCUGCCAAAAGAGUUCUCUAGCCGAACUUAAAAAAUCAAUAUUGAAAAAUCAUGUCAAUUCCGCCAUAAAUAACGAUUCACCAAUCGCAGAAAUCUCGAAUCACGUUUCAGCGACUCAUAUUUGAGAGAUCAUUUUUAUAAUGUAUCGUGAACAAAUCGGAUUGGUUGCUACUUUUUAAUCGAGAUAUAUAUAUAAUAUUUUAAAAUCAAUUAGCAGAUAAAAACAAAAAAAAAUGAUAUUUUUUGCUCAUAUAUUAUUUGUUUUCAAUUAUUUGAUAUUAUACUGCAAAAUUUUUUAGACCUAUUGGUUAUGGUGUAUAACCUGACUGCAUUUUAAAAAACUUUUUAAAUCUUGAUAUUCUCUCUAUUUUUAUAUCCAUUCCAUUUAUGAAUAUUUUUUUUACAAUUCCCUUUAAAGUCUAGUAAUUACUGGUUCACUUUAAAUUUUUAACUUCCGUCCCCUUAUAAUAUUUUCCCUUUGCUAAUUUUAGCCACUUUUUUAAAAAAAUCUAUUUAACUAUUAUAUUUAUAUUAUUUAUACAA
Messenger RNA from Gordionus sp. m RMFG-2023, 4621 nucleotides. Its product is annotated as LLGL scribble cell polarity complex component 2-like. Gene Ontology annotation, biological process: regulation of establishment or maintenance of cell polarity; cortical actin cytoskeleton organization; regulation of Notch signaling pathway. The record is from RefSeq and is a predicted model, not a curated record. NCBI's taxonomy places the organism in Eukaryota, Metazoa, Nematomorpha, Gordioida, Chordodea, Parachordodidae. The transcript is spliced from 20 exons. Gene Ontology annotation, cellular component: cortical actin cytoskeleton; plasma membrane; cytoplasm. Gene Ontology annotation, molecular function: GTPase activator activity; myosin II binding; syntaxin binding. The coding region runs from base 1 to 4203 and encodes 1400 amino acids.